Galdieria sulphuraria is the source of this 1356-nucleotide messenger RNA. RefSeq lists its product as uncharacterized. The transcript is spliced from 2 exons. The record is from RefSeq and is a predicted model, not a curated record. The annotation marks the transcript as partial. NCBI's taxonomy places the organism in Eukaryota, Rhodophyta, Bangiophyceae, Galdieriales, Galdieriaceae.
UCACUUUCCAGAACAACGGGACGAAUGUCAUUCACCCGGGCUUCCUUCAGUUUCUUGAAAUUGACAUUAGCGAGGCAAAUAGUGAAUUUUCCAAUGACACUACUUUGUUGUUAUUCCACUGAAGUUCGAGUGGACGAAUCCGUUACCGUAGAUUAUCAAGUUUACAGUAAAAGCUCCAAUUUGUUCAAUGACACCACAACGGGAAUAAGCAGUGCCCUGGUGAGCACAGCAGGAGUAGACAACGGCAGUUCUGUGUUUUAUGACUACGUCACAUUCCAAUCAAAGUCAACUCCCACGUUUACUCCUAGUUCUUCGAAUACCCCUUCUUGGGAAGUUGGGAAUUCAUUGAAGUUUCCUACAAUUGGAGCAGUUUCUAGCGAGACAGUUUCAAGCAGCUCAGCUCCUAAUUACUAUAGCACAGGUCACCCCAUUCCGUUUUCAUACUCUUGUCCGGAAGGUUCUUUCUUAACUAAGUUUGGGUACUCAGCUGUCCAAAAUUUCGAUACUUUGUACAAUAUCGGUCCUUUCAGUUGUUCGGAUGGGACUGUUUUAAAUGACCACGUAGGGCAAUACUCCACUAUUGACUAUUAUGAGACAAAAACAGGUUGGAAGUCUGGAGCAGUUUCCAACGGUUACGACAGGUGCAACUGCGAGACUUGUUUGGUUUCCAUAAGUCUUUACGAAAACUCCAGUGGGUACCAAACUUGCGGGAACAAUUUGAUCACGGGAGUCUAUGGUGUCAUCGAUGGACCUUGCAACUACGUGAAUUCUCUAGGGUUCUAUUGCUCUGUGCCUCCUACGAUAUCCUACGCAACUUUCAAUUCUAAGUCUUUCACCUUACCCAUUGUCAUUCAAGUUUCUUGGAGACUCAACCAGUCUUCAGACAAAUAUCCGAAUGGACUUGUUAUUUCACUUCUUACUUCCUCUUCGUCGACAGUAAGCUACUCCAACGGCGCCGCUACAGAGGGAGUGUCUCUGCUUAUCACUUCAGGUUCCUUUACUUUCUAUCAGAAUGGGUCGGUUAUAGGUUCAACUACGGAUAAUGCACCUAAAAUAGGAACAGGAAGUGAAGUGUAUUCCUUUUCGCAAUUUUACGUUUCGGAAAAAACCUUACAAGGAGCUUCUAUCACAAGCGACUCUUUUCUCAACGGCGCUUCACAAAGUUCCUUGAAUCCCACUUUUUCAAAGCUCUCUCUUCCAACUAAUUUAGCCUCUAACUUAACAGCCACCACAGCUAUAGCUGCGUAUUCUUCCAAUCAAUGCGAUACAAAAGCCUAUUUCGUGAGAGUGAUAAGUGGAUUGUCCCAAUUGACUUUGCUAUGAAUACACAAAAAAAACACGUAUUUUUAUUAUUCA